Molecule: messenger RNA, 7688 nt
Organism: Acanthaster planci (crown-of-thorns starfish)
Lineage: Eukaryota; Metazoa; Echinodermata; Asteroidea; Valvatida; Acanthasteridae
Product: cardioacceleratory peptide receptor-like
Biological process (GO): cellular response to hormone stimulus; G protein-coupled receptor signaling pathway
Cellular component (GO): plasma membrane
Molecular function (GO): peptide binding; G protein-coupled receptor activity
Source: RefSeq, a predicted model, not a curated record
GUUCGCGUGGCCAGCUACGUCAAAGCCAGCGCUAUUGAUGGGUUUCUUAAUGUUCAGACGGGGGGCUCGUUGAACUCAUUUGCUGCUUGGACGACGGUAAUCACACAGCCCCCUUUCCGCGUUGGCUUGUCUCACACACUGAACACUAUCCUCGCCGUCAUUAGAAACAUCAUCAGGGUCUUCAUCUACGCGGAGAUUCACCGCGCGCUUUCAGUCUCCUGGAGCGGCCUGUUAUUCGUCGAAGUUGACUACCUGACGAGGCAUUCGUCAUUUUUUUUAAAGGCCGGGUUGGUUCGGAGGCGCAUGUUUAACAUACAGCGAUGAUUGAAGGAAAGGGUUACACGUGUCUUGUCCGGCUUGGCGGGAAGUGAUGGGAUACAUGUAAGUUUCUUCGUUCCUUCGACUGCACGUUGGAAGGAAGGGAGGUGCUGAAUUACAAUCCAGAGAGGUGCUGUCACGAUGACCACAGAGUCAACGGAUUCAAGAACACAGAUGUUAACCAGUAUAUAUACCGUUGAGGUUACCGACAUGUUCGCAUUCUACGACAACGACACGGUGGGGGAGCCCGACCCGAACAAGAACUCCUGGCUCCCCAUGGAGUUCCAGAUCACCGCGCUGUGGUUCGUGUUCGCCGUCAGUGUUGUUGGCAAUCUGCUUGUGUUCCAGUGGAUGAGGUUCAACUGGCAUCGCAAGUCCCGGGUGAACACGAUUGUGUUGGGCAUCGCAAGCGCUGACCUGUCCGUCAGCCUGUUCGCCAUCAUGCCCACUGCCGUCAUAGAAAGUUCCGGUCCGUGGACAGCUGGGAACGCCACGUGCAAGAUUGUCAUGUACAUCCAGGGUGCCGCCUUGAUCAGCAGCGGCAACAUGAUCGCCAUCAUGGCAAUCGACCGCCACCAGGCUGUCCGGAGCCCCCUCAGUGCUUUCAUUCCCGCCUGGAAACUUGUUCUUGGGGCCUGGGCAGCUGCUUGCGUGCUGGCUGUGCCGCAGUUCUUCAUCUGGCUCGUCAAGGAAAGAAGUGGACGACUGGUCUGCGGUACCAUUCUUUCAAAGGACCAACCUGGUUUGCGAAUGGCGUAUCUCACCUACGUCGCCUUUAUUACCUUCUUGGUACCGUUUGGGAUCAUCAGCGUGGCUUACGUGCGGCUAUGCAAGACAAUCUGGGAGAAAUCCCGGGAGUGUUCGGGCAAGCAGCGGCACGGCCAGAUUGAGCUGCGGCGUGUCCCCACGGGAACGCUGACCAAAGCCAAGAAGAAGACACUCAAGAUGACUAUCGUCAUCAUCGCGGUGUUUGUCCUGUGCGGUUCCCCGUACUUCAUUGUGGAGAUGUUGAGGACUUAUCGUGCGGAGCUGCUCAGCCCCGGUGUCUACAACCUCUUCAGCAUCUUCGCCGUGACCAAUUCGGCCCUCAACCCUUUCGUGUUCCUCUUCUUUAAUGUCACCACUCGGUUCUGGAAGGACAUGUUCCCCUGCGUCUCCAAAAGCAGUCCUGAGGCAACGUACAACAGGUACUCCGUGAAGUUCUCCUCGUCCAAUUCCCGCCAGCACUCCAAGUCUUACGGUGAUCCCCACACGCGCGCCACCGACCUGGAAUCGGGCGUGACAAUCAACUGUACCGACUAAACUAAAGACUGCGCUGUUGGAGGAGGAAGGAGGUCAUCGAAAGUGGACGUCGGAGGGGGGAGGGGAAGACUACCCAAAACAAAAUUGCGCCCUCCCCUCUGACCAGGUCACCAUUAUCUCUACAAUCAGCACUGUCGAACUCCGACUCCGAGAUCGGAGGUGUUAAGAUUAGGGCUGGUCUAUAGUCAGCCGUAUAAGAUAUGAUUUUGUUAAUUACGGUUAUGGCACCUGCCUGGGUGGUUGGCAGUUACGAUGGCUUUGAUCUUAAUCGAGGUCGAACUCAUCGACUGAUGGAUUGGGGAACUCCGUGAAAGCAGUUGUGGAUUCACAGACUGUUGCUCUCCAAUCAAUUAAGUAUCCUUUGCUUAUCGACAAGAGCUGUGGCGACGUCAAGACACAUUAUCGGCAAUAGCUUUCUCAAAGGCAGCUUUGAACUUUUUUGGAAACAGUGCAUCCACUGUAAUCUGUAUUUGUAAAUAUUGUAAUUUAUGGAGUACCUUUAUCGUCUCCAUUCUCUUAAUUUGCUCAUAUCAAAAAGCGCAUUCAGAUAACAAUGAGCCACUAUACAGUACUGAAUAACUGUUUUCAAAUAAUGCACUGUAAGGGCUAUGUAAGUUUUGAUUUGUCCCAAGCUCUUUUAACUGUCGAAACCCCCAUGUUUUCCUCACAAAGGACGCAUACCUUUUAAGCUUACAGGAUUUCGUUCAGAGAUUUCGAUGCUUAAAGGUUCGUUUCCUGACAAGAUAAAUACGACGUAAAGGUAAUCGUCUUGAAAAGGCCAAAAAUUUCUAUACAUCAUUAGAUUAUUUAUUAGCUAGCGUUUGUUUGUCUAGCAUGAGAAGCGCUUAUUUUUCACGGUAAAUACGCCCUAACGUAUACCAGCAUAACGUUAUAAUCAAACCUCAUGCAGAGCAGACACAAUGCCCAUUGUUCUGAACGAGCACACGUUUUGCCAUGUGUUUUUUUUUGUGCGCGACCAUUUUUAAUUGUUUUGCUCGUGGCUGCAAGUGUAUACAGAUGAAAUGCGCGGUUGAUAUUUCGUGUAGAAGGUUUCCCAAUUGAAGAAAAACACAACUUUCAAAUUAUGGAAAGAUUUGUGCAGACAAGCAUGCACGAUGAUGGCCGCCGAUUCUUGUGGAGCACAAGAUCCCGUUACUAUACCAACGACUGGCCAUGACUACGAUUGCGUAAUAACAUCAGUUGCGUGCACCACUGUAUACACGUAUAUAGCAAGUAUGUUGUAAAUAGGAUGAUCAUUGUAUACCGUAUAUCUGUCAAAGAAAAGUAAUGCGAACAACAUUUCAAAAUGGCCGUAUUUUUAAACACUGCGAAAUGCCUUAUAAUCGUCUCCAGUCGUUUAUACACCAAUAUUUAUAUUGUUCCAUUUUUCAUUGUAAGAUACCUCAUUGUAAAAAUGUCAAAAAUUAUGUGGACUUCAGACGUACUCCCUAGAAGCUGAAACCUGCCUUGUAUGCGCUACCCACGUAUUUCCACGAAUAAUCCAGAAUAAGGUACGUGUUAAAAAAAGUGAACGGAACCUGUUUUAACUCUCAAUGUAAAUAAGUAGUGUAGGUUUACUUGUGAAGAACUUUGGAACCCAAUUUAGUGUCUCCUGCGAUGUAUCCAGUAUUUCAACACCCCUCCGCCUCUUCUGCUCUACUCCAACUACUACGUGAUGGGUUCAGGUGGACUGUGAUGUCAGAGCUUAUCUGGUGUAACAAAGGACUAGUGGGGUGAUAUUCAGGUACCGAGAGAACUAUACGAGCGUGCGUUGAGUGAGGUAGAGGUCUUUGUCGAAUACACAGGCGCAAAAUGUUACAAAGGUAUAAUCCAUUUUGAAAGCCAUGCAUAGUUUAUUUCACAGCAAAGAAAUAAACAAAACAAUGACAAACUGUACAAGAAGAAUCUAUUGUAUGGAAACAACACAACAUGAGGUACUGUCAACACAGAAGUGACGGACGGACGGAGCCCGUCGUCUUAAGUCCUUUUUCCCCCGUGAUAUCGCCGUCGAAAUCGGAAUCUUUUCUGUAGCAUUUAGGAUGAUGUCUUACGCAACAUUUCACGCCUGGGUGAUCUGUGCACGGGACACACGGUUGUCGGGGGUGUCAAUUUAUUGUCGCACAGUCCCGUGGUUGUCCUCUCAAAUUUUUCAUUGACCGUAUUUGUUAACACACCACCGUCUAUUUGAAAUAUCAGUAGCCUAUGUGUUAAGUAUAAAAAUGCUUUGUGUGAUUCGGCAACACCAUUACAGUUUCGUCAACACCUUCACAGUGCGUGGAUGACUCCAUGUUAAUGAAAACCGUGGCGAACUCCGUUGUAACUUGUCCUUGAGAGGCCGAUACAUAAUGGGAGAGAAAUUGCCUUCAGCCCAUUCUCUUGGGAAGGCUGGGCGAAAGUGUAUCUAUAUGUCAGGUAUGAUACUCCAAAAGUGUCACAUAUGUUCACGUUCCGUGCAUAAUGCAGGAAAAGAUACACUCGCGAUGCAAAAUGCUUCAGAUAUACAAAUUCUGCAGUAGGCCUAUAUCCCGCAUCACGAGCAUAACGUUAACGGUCAGCUCGUUUACAACAGUUUGAGCUUCUCCUGACAAGAUGCACGAUGAUUUACAUCUUCGCGAUAACCCAAUUUGUCCCUCAGGGUAUUCGCUGACUAAUUUCGAUCCUCUGAAUAAAUUUUACAUGCACCACCAUCUGAGUACUUUAUACUUCAUUACAAUUUCCAAUAAUUCCCUCAACAAGCACCUGUACUGAGCAACGACUUCUGAGCGAUAUUACCUAUUCCAAACCUUUUUGGACUCAUUUAAUUAAAUACAUGUGCCCUUUUAUUGAACGAGAAUCGCUGUUAAUUUUAUCUGGUUUAUCUGUCUUUAAAAGGGUUCAUUUUGCUGUGCGUUCGGUUCAAUAAAAUAUAGAAAAUAUCAAACCAAACCUUAGUCUUAUAUAUAUAUCUGAGCUGGGUUAGUGGAUUAAAUUAACAAAACUGAAACGCAGAGAAUACUCAAUCUAGGCCAUGGCCAGCUCAUCUAAGAAAUCAAAGGAUAUGCAACCCCUCCCCAUAAAAUUCAAUUAAAUGCAAUGCAAACAUUCCUUAACUAAAUCAAAACAAACAAAACAGUUCACCGAAUGGGCCAGAGUAUGAAACCACUCCAAGUCAAUUUAAACCGAUGUACAAAAAGAGAGACCAAUUCAAACCAAAAUUACAGUGGAAGGACAGCCUGCGACGGGCAAACCUGGUGGAAAGGGAACGAAUUCACUGGACUAAUUCUGAAUAACUGUAAGACUUGUCGAACAAAAUAUAACAAACCGCAAACAAGCAUACCAUAAAUUGGAGGAAGCAUGAUUAAUCCCAAUAUGAUCUCUUCAGUCUGAGAUUAUAAAGUAAAACCAAACCCUUCUUAUUUGUACCAACUGUCCAAUACGGAUCCUAAUCAACACACGCAAAAAAAAAAAGAACAACAACCAAAAAAAAAAAAGAAACCAGUUUCACAAGACAAGAGAAAUGUAUUCAUUUCGUCGCCAGUGCCGAGCUUGCUCUCUAAGGUCAUUUGGGAAAGGAUUAUGUGCAUUGAUUACCAGAGUGGAAACCAGGAGAAAUAGUUCAGUCUCCCUACGAAUGCAAGUGAAAGACAAUAUGAACAGAGUGAAUAAACAAGACUGUGAGAAAAGUCGGUCCAGAUAUGUAAGAAUCGAGGGAAGUGAAAGUGCGCCAAAUUUUAACUGAAACUGCAGGAUGCUCUGAUGCACUUAAUUAACCACGCGUCCUUUUCCCGUUUAGCGAAUCCGACGAUGCGGUCCUUUACUCAAACAACACUGAAGGGCAGUUUUCACGUCCGAGUGUCCCCUUUCGCCAUUUGAUUAAACACACUGAACCCUAAUUGGACUGAAAAGCUCCGACGCCCGUCUUUGCACUUUCUUGCGGCUCGCAGAGUCUUACAGUUCCUUGAGCGUUUCCCAAAGUGGUAAUAUGUUGACGUUGUGAUGAGGAGGAUGUUGUUUGAGAGAAUUCGAGAGAGAGAGAGAGAAGAGACGCGUGAUGCAAGGAAGUUCAAGGAACCUUCCACUGCAUUUAGUACGUAUGAAAAAGUAGCGAUUCUGCAUUUAUAUAACCUAUAAAGUUACAGGUGAUGCAAUUACAUUGAGUAAAAGUAGAUGUGUAGGGUAGCGUUUUUGUAUCCAGAACUUGUUUGGGCGAUAUAUUUAGUGGCUCAGAAAUUCUCAGGGGCCAAUUUACACACACGAGCGGCAUAACAGCAAGCGUUAACGAAAGGAGAUAUGUCGCGAAGUAUUGUACAACUGAAAACAAGGCAGAAAAAGCCACUUUUUUCUCUUCUCCGCGUGCUCAAAUACAACGGUUUAUCGCCAUAUCUUGCGAUUUAUCAGGUCUCGUACGUGUCAAUAGGCCCUUAAGUUUUAACUGUAAACGCCACUUUCCCUCUUUGUGGCACCGGGAUACACCGACGCAGUUUCAGUCUCCCUGCAGGCCAAUCUAUCUGAGACAUGUUUAUUUCUGACCCAUUUUUUUUUAUCCUGUCAGACAAUUUUCAGAGUGACUUACAGCCUUUUGUACCUCAGAUUUCUUUCUUAAAUCCAGAGCACUGACCGCGGCUUUUAUGAAAUCGAGAUUUGCAGUCGGUAGCAGAUGUAUGUCAUUAGGAGCUAUCGUGCAGGGUGAAUGCCUCGCGGUCUCUGUAAAUUGAAUGAAUUAUAUCAGUGUCUUUGAUUUCACAGACUACGGGGUUCCAUGGUUUUCCCUUUGAUUUUUUUAUCUGCAAUGAAAUUAUGAAAAAUGUCAUAUACUGGCAACAGACGUACAUCAAAGGUAGGAAAAAUGAUACCGCAAAAGGUCAGGUAAAAUUUAUUCCUGUCGAUUUGAGUCUCUGACUCGUUUUGAGCUGCAGUUUCUUCCGGAAAGGUCACAAAUUCCCGCAAACUGGUACAUUCGUGGUUAUGAACCAUCGAAUUAUCGGUGCAAGUUUGUAUAAAUUGAAAAUAAUGAACACGGUACCUUUCUCUGAACAGUUUUGCUGCUAAACCAUAGGCGGUAUCUGUGAUUCACACCCAUGCAAAAGGAGUAAACUUUGUUAAGCAUUGGCUGCAAUGGUAUCGAUUACCAAUAAUCGGAUUGACAAGUUGUGUACUUGGUGUACAUCUCUCUCGCCAACUCAAUCCGAUGCACAAGCUGUUUUGCAUUUUCAAGAGAGACAAACAUAUCAUGCCUGCUGGCGUGAACCUUGAUGCCGUGAAGUCUAGUCUGUCUGUAAAAUAUGGAAAAGACAGUUAGUUUACACUGCUCUUUUUCGUCAUUGAGGAAAUGCUGUUUUGAAGCUAUAUUCUAUUUGCUUUAUAUGCUCUUUUAAAACGCAACUUAAAAUCCCAAAGAAAAAACAUGUUGUAAUAAGAAAUGAUAUUUUUAACGCGUAUGUAAUCACUAGUUAUUAUAAAGAUGUAAAUUACAUGACGACAUUAAGGCAUGAAAGGAACGUUCUAAAAUAAGACUGGUGCCCUGUAUUCCACGCGAUGUAAAACUACUCUCUCUGAACUGUAUAAAGCCACUGUGUUAAUUUAUUAUCAAGUGUAUUAUAUAUGAUAUGACGUGAACUAUUUUGAUAUCAGAAUAGGUCUCAGCCCAACUUCUGAGCAUUUUGUCAUCAGUCUCGUGUAUGUAAGUCUAUAAAGUGUUUCGAAACUAAUUUCUAACCUUUAGCAAAUUUUUGCCUGGAAAGUUUCUCGUUGAUUGUGUGCACUCUACGUCACGUCACCUACGAUCCUUUAUACAGUCUGCCAUAGCACAUUGGAGGCUGCCAUUGUCGUUUGUGUGACAAGCCGCAGCCAAGAGUUGAGGACACGGCAUGACGCCAAAGAUGGCGGGUCGAAGAGAUUGGAGGAAAAAAUGUAUAACGCCUUCUGUAAACGAUCUUGGUGUAUGCUGGAAUGCCCCGUAGCUAUUUUGAAAGGUUAAUUAAUUACUGUGACAAAACAUCAUACAGAUCUGUAGAUCCUCUGUGUCGCUGAUAUUUUGUGAAUGUACAUAAAUGGUAGCAACGUGAAUAAAUGAACCAGAGCUCACCGAA